CGUCGCGCCGCCGCCCAUCGGAGCUGGGGAAGGCGCACGCCUGCAGCAGCCUGCGAGCACCGAGCUCCCGGCUGCCCGCCGGCGGCCGUGCGCGGCUGCGACGCCGCACGCCGCCCUCCCCGUGCCCGCCCCGCUCCGCGCCCCCCCUCCCGCCGCCGCCGGCGGGGCCGCCCCGCGCCUGCGGGCGCGCAGCGGCAGAGGGCAGGCGCGGCCGGAGCGGCAGCGGCAGCCGGCGAGCCCCGGGCGCGGCGGGCGGUGCGCGGAGCAUGGCCCCGGCGGGGCGGCUGUGCGCCGCGCUGCUCUGCGGUGCGCUCAGCCUCUGCAGCCUGCGGGCCGCGCCGCGGCAGCCCGACACGCUCUACAUGUGGAUCGAUGCCCAGCAAGCGCGGGUCCUCAUCGGCUUCGAGGAGGACAUCCUGAUCGUGUCCGAGGGGAAGAUGGCCCCGUUCACCCACGACUUCAGGAAAGCCCAACAGAGGAUGCCCGCCAUCCCCGUCGGCAUUCACGCCAUGAACUUCACCUGGCAGGCAACGGGACGGGCUGAGUACUUCUAUGAGUUCCUGUCUUUGCACUCUUUGGAUAAGGGCAUAAUGGCUGAUCCAACUAUAAAUAUCCCUCUGCUUGGAACAGUUCCUCAUAAAGCAUCAGUUGUUCAGGUUGGAUUUCCUUGCCUUGGAAAACAAGAUGGUGUUGCUGCAUUUGAAGUGAACGUGAUCAUAAUGAAUUCAGAAGGCAAUAUUAUUCUCCAGACCCCUCAGAACGCCAUCUUCUUUAAAACCUGUCAGCAAGCGGAGUGUCCAGGAGGAUGCAGAAACGGAGGGUUUUGCAACGAAAGACAUGUCUGUGAAUGUCCAGGUGGAUUUUAUGGGCCUCACUGUGAGCAAGUGCUGUGUGCUCCUCGCUGCAUGAAUGGUGGGCUCUGCAUUACACCCGGCCUCUGCAUCUGCCCCCCAGGGUUCUAUGGCAUCAACUGCGACAAAGCAAACUGUACAACAACCUGUUUCAAUGGAGGAACGUGUUUCUAUCUGGGAAAAUGCAUUUGUCCUUCAGGCUAUGAAGGAGACCAAUGUGAAAUCAGUAAAUGCCAUCAGCCCUGUCGAAAUGGAGGCAAAUGUACUGGUAAGAAUAAAUGCAAGUGCUCCAAAGGCUACCAGGGAGACCUGUGUUCAAAACCUGUCUGCGAACCUGGCUGUGGCCUGUACGGCACCUGUGUUGAGCCCAACAAAUGCCAGUGCAAAGAAGGCUGGCACGGGAGACACUGCAAUAAAAGGUACGGAGCCAGCGGUCUGAGCGCCCUGAGGCCAGAAGGCAGCAAGCACAGGCAGCACGUGCCUUUGCCGAAAAGGGCCGAGGAGAGGCAUGUUCCGCCCGAAUCCAAUUAUAUCUGGUGAAUUCCAACAUCUGAAACGGUUCGUGUUACACAAAGUUCAUAGCCUUCAUUAACCUCUCAUGGAUUGAAUGUUAAAACGCUGUUCAUUACAGUUAAGAUUACCAGCUGGAAUUUUAUUAGCUUCAUUAUAAACCACUGAGCUGAUAUUUACUAUUCCUUUUAAGUUUUAUAAAUACUUCUAUAGCAUGAUUAUAUAGGCUUCUUUCAGUGCUUUGGAUGGUGUUUUGUACUAUACUUCAGUUACAUUUAAACUUCCUUUUUUGAUUAUAUAGCUGCAAAUGUUUUCCAAAAAUUAAGUAACAAUAUUCAAGCAGAAAACCUUGUAGAUGCUAACCUGAAUAAUUCCAAUGACUACAGAUUUAAUUUGCCUAAGACAAAAGAAAGGUGCACUUUGCAUUUUUGCUAUUGUGUAUUUAGACUUUUCCCUAAGAAAAAUAAAUAAGUUGCUUAAUUUAAAAACUGAAUAAUUCAAUUCAAUAUUAUUUUUGGCCUUAGAGUUUUGCAAAGUACUGAGUAUUAAAAGUACCCUGCAGUGGUGCCAUUUAACCAACGUAAUAUAUUGUAAACAAAGUAGAACUAUAAUGUAUGAACUUUCUGCAUCAGCUUGAAGCAAUAUAAUAUAUUGUAAACAAAAUAGCUCAUAUGUAAUAAACUUUUUAUACUGACAGUUAUAUAUAAAAUAAAGAUGCUGCUUUAGUUUUUCGA
This is a messenger RNA of Falco peregrinus (peregrine falcon), 2095 nucleotides long. It is a transcript of the gene WIF1, whose product is annotated as WNT inhibitory factor 1. Gene Ontology annotation, biological process: anatomical structure development. Gene Ontology annotation, molecular function: signaling receptor binding. Bases 267 to 1391 code for a protein of 374 amino acids. Gene Ontology annotation, cellular component: extracellular region; cell surface. The record is from RefSeq and is a predicted model, not a curated record. The transcript is spliced from 10 exons. NCBI's taxonomy places the organism in Eukaryota, Metazoa, Chordata, Aves, Falconiformes, Falconidae.